GUGCUACAAACUCAAAAAUCGUUUGUUUGCCUAUAAUUUUCCAAUGAACAAACAAAAUGCCUUGAUCAUUUUUACUUAUGGAUGUUAUUUUACGAAAGCAGAUAAUAUUUAAGUACUCGAAGCAAUAAUUGUAACGACCGAUUGAUAAAAAAUCAAAACGAGCAAGCAAACUUGUAGCAACGGAACAAUACUCAAGGAAUUGUUAAAAUACCUAAUUAAUUGUUAAAAAAAGCGUGCAAGUACAUAUAAAUGGUUUCUACUUUUAUCGGGCUAUUGGACAUUCAAUCAUGGUGGGAGAUACCGUGCAUAUCUCAUUUUUGUUCAUUGUUUAGUUCUGCUUUUGAUCUGCCCGACAUCGAUAUCGAGGAUCUUGAGUCGGCGCUUCUAUCGGAUGGCACUGAUGAAGAUCAAAUUGCGCUUGUACCGGAGUUAAUUGUACGCCUACUAAAGGGUUGCGAUGCACUCAAAUCGGUAGCAAAAGAAAUAACCCAUAGCAAUUAUCAAAUGUUCUUGCGGCGUUUUCUACGCCAACAGUGUCCCAUACACAAUACCGAGAAUCAUUUUGAUACGGACAUUGACUUUCAAUCGCUGCCGGUGCGCAAACGCUUGCAAAUACUACAUGAUUUAUGCCAUUUUCGUCUCGAUUCAUGUGAUGUACAAGUUAUAUUAAGCAAUUUGGAAGCGGAUAGCUUGCGUGUCGAGCCGCUCGGUUACGAUUCGAAAAAUUCUGGCUAUUGGUAUUUCUAUGGCACGCGAUUGUAUCGCGAGGACAAGUCUACAUCGUCAGUGAAUAGUCAUAGCGGUGGUGGUGGUGGAGGUGGAGGUGGCAGUGGCGGUAAUAAAUCGGCGACGGCAGUGGUUAACGGCAGCCGUGGCAGCGGUGAAAAUUCAGAUGGUGCUGUAUGGCAAGUAAUUUGUUUUACCGAAGAGGAUUGGCAGAAUUUGGCUAGUAAAUUUAAAUCAUCAACAAAUGCUAAAGAACGCGAAUUAUAUCAGAUAUUGGAUGAAAAUUUUCUACCCAAGUUACCACAACUUUUCCGCGAGCGAGAGAGAUUACGCCGAAGAAAGCUACUACAAGUCCGCAAUUCGACACGCUUACGUAACAUCGUCGAGCUAAAAGCGCGCCAAGAGCAGGAACGUUUGCUGCGCGAACGUCAACGUUAUCCAUUUGAGCCGCCAACCAAUUUGAAAUCUCAGCAGUUAUCCGCACAGAGCAGAGCAAGAAGACGGUUAGCAAGAGAACUUGCCAAUAACUCUUCUACCAAUACUACUAGGGACAGCCACAAUUGAAAGAAUGAAAUAAUAAAAAAAAUUAAAACAAAAACGACAAAUCUUCAAAAUACCAACAAAACGAAAAAAAGAAAUAUCCAAACACCAUAACACUUAGAGAACUGUAAUCAAAUGAAAAUUAAUGCGAACGCAUAUCAAUUGCUCAUUAUUCAUUAAAAUACACCGAACAGCAACCGAACAAACGCAAAGUUAAAGGAAUCAUAGAGUACAGAACACUGAAGAGCCAUCAACAUACACGCACGCAUGCAAAAUCAAACAUACAUGUAUAUUCGAGAGAGCACAUAAAUAUAUUUACAUACAUAUGUACAUUUAUUACACACAUUUCUUGUUUUAUGCGUGCAAUGCCUUAAAAUGUUAUAACUUCAUAGUAUAACUAACUAGUAUAACAUACAUAAAUGCCGACAUAGUACGUACAUAGAUCCACAUGAGAAAGCAAACAUACAAAAUCUAAGAUUUUUAUUUUCCCCAAACAUAACCGCUUGUUUCAUUUUAUAUAUGCUCAUGAUUUUUCUGUGCUUGGAAUUUGUUCAUACCUAUGCUGUGAACUGUUUCGAUUACAUUUAUUUAAAUAAUUAAAUUAUUAACAACAACUAUACUUAUUAACUUCAUUCGUUCAUUUGAAGCACUGCUAAAAAUUUCUUUGUAUAAAAAAAUGAAAAAACCUCAACAGACAUUCACGUUAAAUUGGGAGUAGCAUUUGCCAACAAAAAAAAAAAUCAGUUAAAAUUUGUUUGACACUUCAUAAGACGAGUAAACUAAAACCGAUAACCACCAUUCACGCAACAAAAGUCAACUCAUCGCUGCGACAGCACAAUAGAGCGCUAAAAAAAAAAAAAAAAAAGAAACAAAGCCUUUUUUGGUUAACCCAAAAUUAGCAUGCAAAAAAAAAAUUAAUGCUCUGCGACAUACAGACAGACAAAGUGCGUCGUUCCAUGAAACUAAGCAGAAGAAAAUCGCGCUCAAGAAUCGAAACGAAAAUACCGGCAUAAAGAAUUGACAAAAAAAUAAUAAUAAAUAAAAGCACAUUUCUUUGAGAAGAGCCAACGGGAAUGGCGACAGCAACAACAACUGCAGCAAUGGAACAUGUAAAAUUUAACGACAACGACAGCCAUUAAUUUACAUACGUUUAUUUCGGUUAUUGUGAUUCUAAAACACAACAACAAAUUGGACUGAGUGAACUUACGUUUGGUUUCGUUACACAUCUCAAAAUCGAAAUACAAGUUUUAAUAAAACAAAAAAA
This is a messenger RNA of Rhagoletis pomonella (apple maggot), 2530 nucleotides long. Its product is annotated as cat eye syndrome critical region protein 2 homolog. Gene Ontology annotation, biological process: regulation of DNA-templated transcription. Gene Ontology annotation, cellular component: RSF complex. The record is from RefSeq and is a predicted model, not a curated record. Lineage: Eukaryota; Metazoa; Arthropoda; Insecta; Diptera; Tephritidae.